Messenger RNA from Botrytis sinoallii, 246 nucleotides. RefSeq lists its product as uncharacterized. Lineage: Eukaryota; Fungi; Ascomycota; Leotiomycetes; Helotiales; Sclerotiniaceae. The coding region runs from base 1 to 246 and encodes 81 amino acids. The transcript has 2 exons. The record is from RefSeq and is a predicted model, not a curated record.
AUGUCCAGAUCUGCAAUGAGUUACCAACCUGGAAAUCCCGCAAACAAGCUUUUGCGGGGUACCGAUGUAGUCAUUUUCGAUCAAGAUUCUAUGAAUGACCAAAAAUCAAUGCCGAUUCCCGCUUACCUACCACAGAAAGACCAAAGUUUAUAUCCACGAUUUCACAAAAACGCUGCAAACAUUGCGAAUGUCUCAAAUCCCAGUGUCUCAUUCCCUAUUCACUCUAUCCAUCUUCCUACAAUCUAA